AUGUACACCGGUUCAAGCCAGCCUUUGCCGACACGUUCAACACCAGAAAACACAUCGGACAAUACCUCAAUCCCUGCCGUUAAACAGCCCUUUGUGCCCAAAUUCACAUCACACAAUGCCACUCCGAGUAUCGACAAUCCGGCCUCUUUUUCUUCGAACCCCCGCAUUCAGUUCGACGACCACACCAUAAGUCCCUCGCCGCCUCCUCCCGAAUUCUCGACACAGGACUCUGGCAACGGUUUCAGUACUGCUGCUGGUCACAGCUCUCUUCGGAUCGCGACUGACGUUCGACCGACUGCCCCUAUCAAUAUCGAGUCACGCGGUAGCAAGGCUGUCUCCUCUGGCCGCGAAAGCCUCAACUCGUAUCACGAACCAUUUUCCUCAAGCUUGAAGCCAGUCUCCAGGACACCGAGUACCAAAAGGGCCAUCGCAAACGCGUUUGGCAACCCUUCGACGCCAGUUUCUUGCGUUCCGAGCCCUGUCAUAUCCGCCCUUGGAGACGUUACGCCCUUGCCGUCUCCUCUCCUGUCCGGAGACUCCCCCGGUCCUUGGAAACUUCUCAGCGCUCGACCUCCGUCCCGCGAACUAAUGCCUAACCCUACGCCCGACUCCGUCCUGGUCUCUGCAUCAGGCGAGUCAAUAGCGGCGGCCCUUGCCAACGCUUCGAAGCGAAAAGUGUAUGCUGGCCUCGGACCCGACGGUACUGAAGGCAAGGCCGGCGCGUCGAGCCACACUGGCCCACAACAUGGACGUAACCGAAGUGUCAGCGAAUACAUACCAGAGCCGUCGUCAAUACCGAGGCGGCAUGUCACAGUCUCAGGCUCCCAUGUUAAGCCGGAAGAGACUGCGGAGGCUGCUGAGCCGCAUAUCAAGCGCGAGGUAAACUUGGCCGAGUCCCGAGGCCUUGCACAGACAGUGGCUCAACCUCCUACCCCGCCCCCCAGUGAGUCGUCUAAAAGCGAUUCGUCCGCCGGCAGUAAAUCCAAACCCCAAGCUGAGUGCUUCGAGGGUUACGGUCGAAAUGAUGGAAAGAAACGAAGAUGGAUGGCCGUCAAGCUACUGGGUCAGGGCACUUUCAGCCGUGUCAUGCUGGCAACGAGUCAAAUGGGUGCCGAUGAAGACGACGCAUCGAACACAGCGCAGUCUGAGACUUCAACGCUUGAACACACCCAGCUUCCCAGAAAAACCCUGGUCGCAGUAAAGGUGUGCGAGCAUGGACCCAGAGGUGGUGCGAGCGAGGAGCGUAUCGAGAUGAGUCUCAAGCGCGAGUUGGAGAUCAUGCAAAGCAUUGACCAUCCUUCACUGGUUCGCCUGAAGGCGUGGGCCAUCGAGCCCACGCGAGCCGUUCUUGUGCUCAGUCACUGCCCUGGCGGUGAUCUGUUCGAUGUAGCCACAGGCCACCGAGAGGUGCUCAAGCCGUCGUUGCUUCGAAGGAUGUUUGCCGAGUUGGUGGGUGCGGUCAAAUAUCUGCAUGAGCGACGGAUAUGUCACCGAGACAUCAAGCUCGAGAAUGUUCUCGUGAACCCAUCUCCCGCCGAGCUUGCGGAUGAUUCGAUAGACUGGGUCACGUAUCCUUACUCGGUCAUCACAUUAGGUGAUCUCGGACUGUCCCGCCGCAUCGCCGAUGACGAAAAGCUCGAGACGCGCUGCGGCUCAGAAGACUACGCCGCGCCCGAGGUGAUCAUGGGUCUGCCUUACGAUGGUCGUGCUACGGAUGCCUGGUCGCUGGGCGUACUCCUGUAUGCACUCCUCGAGUCGCGUCUGCCGUUCGAUCCUUUGCCCGGCUCCGGAGCCGAUGCCCAUCGCAUGCGUAGCAGGACGAGCCAUAGGAUAGCCCGCGCCGAGUGGCGCUGGAUUGAGUAUGCCGGUGACGAUGGUGACCAUGAUGCCAGUAUUGCAAAGUUCCGCGAGAAAGGCCUUGUGGGCGCAAUGGAAAUUACCGAAGGCCUACUCAUGAGGGCCAGAACUCGCUGGACGCUUGACAAAGUGCUAGCGAACGAGUGGGUUAACCAGGCGGUGCAGGUCGACGGCGGCAUUCGAUUCCGGGAAGAAGUUGAACCGGAGGAAGUGCGCUGA
Molecule: messenger RNA, 2076 nt
Organism: Verticillium dahliae VdLs.17
Lineage: Eukaryota; Fungi; Ascomycota; Sordariomycetes; Glomerellales; Plectosphaerellaceae
Product: serine/threonine-protein kinase
Exons: 2
Coding region: 1-2076 (691 amino acids)
Biological process (GO): protein phosphorylation; intracellular signal transduction
Cellular component (GO): cytoplasm
Molecular function (GO): ATP binding; protein serine/threonine kinase activity
Source: RefSeq, a predicted model, not a curated record